AUGACUGAAAAAAAUCCUUACGCACAUGAACCAUUCAAUCCACCAAAGCCUCCUCCACAAGUCGAUACGAGAACAUUUACGCCUCCGAGAUCUGUCGAAGUUGUUUCUAUAGACGAGAUUGUGUUGAAUAUUCGCUUCAGAAAUAAUCGUGAUGAGCUUAAAAAAUUGAUUAUUGAACUCAUGGAACCGAAUAAGCAUCUUAAACUGAAUGCCAAUGGUGAACGAGUUUCGACACUUCAUCAAUAUGCACUCGUCUCGACACGUGAACCGAUCGAUAUGAGUAAUCAACGUAUACGAACAACUUAUCGACCGAAUUUAUUCAUUCGAAAAAAUGAUGCGUUUGGACCAUGGAAUUUCAAUUAUUUACUUAAUCUUCUCGAAAUCGAUUAUCAAUGUGAAGGCAAUAAAGAUUUUCCCGAAGUAUGGAAAACGAGUUCGACAACUAAAGUUCGAAUUGAACCACAUGAAAUAAAAACUACAGAUCCAUCAUCUACAGCCUCAGUAGUAGAAGAAGACGAUGUCAGAAUCGAAGAUCUUCUUAAAAAAAUUUGUCUAUUGAACAAACGAGACGAAAAUGAAGCAAAUGAAUGGAAAAAAAGUUUAAACAGUGAAAGCAUUUCCACAGUUGAACAUCUUCGAGAAGCAGUAACAAACGAAUAUUGUUGGGAUAAAAUAACAUCGAUUAAAUCUUUAGUUAAACAAAUGAUACGUGAUUAUGUUCAAUUAAAGGCUGCUUCUCAUACAUUUAAUGCAGAAAACAAUACAUAUGAUAAAUCAACAGCAACUCUACUCGGUGAUAUACAUCGUGUACGACGUUAUUUUCAUCAUGUUAUUGAAACAGACCAAUAUAUACCUUAUCUCGAUCGAGAAGCUGUCGAUACGGCUAUUAGAGAAAUAAGACUUGUCUAUAAUGAUGACGGAAAUGUUCUUAAUAAUAUUCAUGCUUAUUUACGAACAUUUUGUUUACAAACUAAUCAUGCAAGUAAAGAAGCACAAAAUCAAAAAAACGAUGAAUGGACCGAAAAACGAAAUCAAUUAAUAGAACAGAACAAAGGCUAUAAUAUUCAGAUUGAUAGACUCCGAGAAACGGCUACAACAAAGCAGAUAUUAGUCGAUGGAGAAAGAAUGGGUUAUGAAAGAGCAAUUAAAGAAAGAGACAAGGAGAAAGCAACGACAAUCGAAGAACUAUUUAGGAAGGCAGCGGCUAAUAGUACAGAUUUUGCCACAAGCCUCAAAUUACGCGACCAAGCACGUAAGAUGGAAGAAGCUAAUGACAAAAAGGUUGCAGACGCUAAACAUCGCCUUGAAAAAGCUGAAAAAGAUCUUGCGCCGUUCUUAGGGCCAAUAAAAGAACUUGAAGAAAAGAUUGUCGAAAAUAAUCGUCAAAUUCGAGAUCUAGAUGCAUAUCUUAAAAUCGAUUUGGCCGUUGCACAUCAAAUGUUAAAAGUGAAAUUUGGACGCGGUUUAUUACUCUAUGGACCACCAGGAACAGGUAAAUCUGAAAUAUUAAAACGAGCUGCUACCUAUGCAGGCAUCACCAUGACGACAACUGCAUUAGCUGCUGGUGAACUAAAUCGACCGUAUGUCGGUGAAACAGAAAGAUUACUUGUCGAUAUAAUGUAUCGUGCAAAGACUAUACCCUAUCUUAUAUGUACAAUGACAAUAGAUGAAAUCGAUGGUCUAGUUCCGAAACGUGACAAUAAUGCUCAACAAUCGAAAGUUGAUGGUAUAAGUGUACUUCUUUCACAUAUUGAAGGUGUUAAAAAUAUUCCAAAUUUAAUUGUAUUCGGUGCAACAAAUCGACGUAAUAUGAUGGAUGAAGCAUUUUUACGUCGUAUGCAAGCAAAAUGUUUUGUGGGUCGACCAUCGCCACAGAUUCGAAAGAAAAUGCUCGAAGUUUUAUUAGUUAAAGAUACAACACGAAUUACAAGUCAACGAAUAGAUUUUCUUGUUAAAGUAACAACGAAUUUUAGUGGUGCAGCUGUUGGUGCACUUAAAUCGAGUAUUAUUGUUGCAAUAGAACAAUGUCAAGAGUCAUCUGUUUUAACAGAUAAUACACUAUUAGAUUUAGCUGAUAAUGCGGCACGUGAAUUUAGCUGUUGGUUCGGCAUAAGUACAUUACCAGAAAUUUGUCGACUCUAUCCAAAUGUUAUUUCAUCAACUGAACAACAAGAACAAUAUUCACUUAAAUUUCUAAAUCAUUCACCAUCAGGUCGUAUUCUUGUCGAUUUACAAGAACGAAAAUGUUUAAUUGAAUUAACAAAUGACACGACACUUGAAAAAACUCUUUUCGAUGAAGAAACAUCAACAUUAACUUUAUUAUCACGUUUUAUUAAUGGUUGUUCAAGUCGAAAUAUUGAUACAAUACAGAUUAUCGAUCUUAAUUUUCUAACAAAAAAUAAUGCAUUCGAUGAAAAACAAAUAUUCGAAUUAUUAACAACAACAUUUCUCGGUAAUAUUUUAGCAACUAAUUUUACAUUUACAGAUAUUGUUUUUUUAAACAAACGUAUUCGAGCCGCUUUGAAAAACAGGGAAUUAAAAUUUAAGGACGAGAAAUAG
Messenger RNA from Rotaria sp. Silwood1, 2559 nucleotides. NCBI's taxonomy places the organism in Eukaryota, Metazoa, Rotifera, Eurotatoria, Philodinida, Philodinidae. The record is from the annotation of a GenBank genome assembly.